UUUCUUGCAACAACACCUCCGCCGUACUGUUUUUUUUUUCAUGUGAUAUUUCAAGCGAUAAAUGAAAUAUGAUUGAAGCACUCGCCUAGAAACCGAAAAAAGUGUUUGUUAAAAUCAAAAGAAAGCCGCAGACCCGUGGACGGGCGCGAGAAAGGUGUCGCCGUGUAUUUACAUAUAUAUUGAUGUGUGUGAGUGUAUGUGACGUUUACAGCAGCAAAAAGUUCGGUGGUGUCGACAAAAUUUGGAAGUUAUUUUUGAGUUUUAAUGGAUUCCCGUGUAUUUCUAAUUCAGGCCAAAACGCGUAAGAAACAAUUAGCAGCAGCAGCAGCAGCAACAACAACAUCAGCAACAGUCGCAGAGGCAUAAGAAAUACAACAAAAAAAAGCAGCAACACCCACCACCCGCGGCACCCAUAACGGUUUAUUCACAGUAGCAGCAGCAGCAGCAGAAGCAGAGGCAGAGGAGAAGAGCAGGCAGUUCUGUGAUCUGUGAACCUGCGCAUUAUGUGGAGCAAUAUGCGGCGGUCUUAGGAACGCGAAGAAAGGAUACAUUUACAUUCAAGUAAAUAAAAACGAAAGGAUACUUUGCUGGAUAAUCUCUUUGACCUAGAAAAUCUAGGAGGCAAGACUAAGGGAUUCGUUUUGGGACACGGGUUGGGUGUAAUAGACUGAGACUGGUUCUUUGUCAGCAGAAAAUGACCCUGACCACAACGACCACUGCCUCAUCAGCCGAGAGCCAAGCAAAAAUGGAUGUUAAGGGCGGCGAUCCAGUACCUCCAGGUGAAGAGAAUCUUCCCACUUCCGAGAUGGAUCUGCUGGCCAAGUUGGAGGCGGCCAAUAAGCUCAUCGAGAGCGAUGCCAAAUCCCUUAACUCUCUGCACUCAACGCACAGUCGCAAGAACUCGGAUACGAGUCAGAUAAGUCUCACAUCGAGCGGCAAUUCGGUGGCCGAGGAGGAUGUAUGGACGACGUGGGCCACCAUUUUGUAUGACUGGGAUGGCGCCCUCAAGCGCAAGAAUCCCUGUGUGAGUGAACUAGUUCGUCGUGGUAUUCCGCAUCAUUUCCGGGCAAUUGUUUGGCAACAAUUAAGUGGAGCUGCCGAAGCUGACAAGAAGCAGUAUGCUGAAUAUAUUAAGGCGACCAGUGCUUGUGAGAAGGUGAUCCGACGGGAUAUUGCACGCACCUAUCCCGAGGUGGAUUUCUUCAAGGAGAAGGAUGGACCCGGGCAGGAGGCCCUGUUCAAUGUGAUCAAGGCAUAUUCCCUGCACGAUCGUGAGGUUGGCUAUUGUCAAGGAUCUGGCUUUAUCGUUGGCUUACUCCUCAUGCAAAUGCCCGAGGAGGAGGCCUUUGCCGUGCUGGUUCAGAUAAUGCAACAGCAUCGGAUGCGUCACAUGUUCAAGCCAUCGAUGUCGGAGCUGGGAUUGUGCAUGUAUCAGUUGGAGAGUUUGGUGCAGGAGCAGAUACCCGAUAUGCAUAUACACUUCCAGCAGCAGGGCUUCCAGACGACCAUGUAUGCCUCCAGCUGGUUCCUCACCCUGUAUACCACAACAUUGAAUGUGAAUCUCAGUUGCCGCAUUAUGGAUGUAUUCCUUAGCGAGGGCAUGGAAUUUAUUUUCAAAGUGGCAUUGGCCUUGCUUCUAACCGGAAAGGAGACGCUGCUCUGCUUGGACAUGGAGGCCAUGCUAAAGUUCUUCCAAAAGGAGCUACCAGGUCGAGUUGAAGCGGACGUAGAGGGUUUCUUCAACUUGGCCUAUUCCAUCAAGUUGAAUAGCAAGCGAAUGAAGAAAAUGGAGAAGGAGUAUCAGGAUCUCAAGAAGAAGGAGCAGGAGGAAAUGGCGGAACUCAGGCGUCUGAGACGGGAGAAUUGCCUGCUGAAGCAGCGAAAUGAGCUGCUGGAGGCCGAGAGUGCAGAAUUGGCGGAUCGUUUGGUGCGUGGACAGGUUUCCAGGGCCGAGGAGGAGGAAACUAGCUUUGCCAUUCAGACGGAACUGAUGCAGCUGCGACGCUCCUACCUGGAGGUAUCCCAUCAUCUAGAGAAUGCCAACGAGGAGGUUCGUGGUCUUAGUCUUCGACUACAGGAGAAUAAUGUGUCCAUCGACAGCAACAACUCUCGUCAGUCAUCCAUUGAUGAGCUCUGCAUGAAGGAAGAGGCUCUCAAGCAGCGCGAUGAGAUGGUCUCCUGUCUGCUGGAAGAGCUCGUUAAGGUGCGCCAAGGACUCGCCGAGAGCGAGGAUCAGAUACGUAACCUCAAGGCCAAGGUGGAGGAGCUGGAGGAGGACAAGAAAACGCUGCGGGAGACGACGCCCGAUAAUUCGGUGGCCCAUUUGCAGGACGAACUGAUUGCCAGUAAAUUGCGUGAGGCGGAGGCAUCGCUCUCACUGAAGGAUCUCAAGCAGCGGGUCCAGGAGCUGAGCACCCAAUGGCAGCGUCAGUUGGCCGAGAAUCAGCGCAGCGAAACCGAACGCACCACCAAUGCGGUGGAUUCCACACCCAAAAAACUGCUAACGAACUUCUUUGAUAGCUCCAAGAGCAGUGAGCAUACACAGAAGCUCGAGGAGGAGCUGAUGACGACACGCAUUCGAGAGAUGGAGACACUCACCGAGCUCAAGGAGCUGCGCCUUAAGGUAAUGGAGCUGGAGACGCAGGUUCAGGUGUCCACCAAUCAGCUGAGGCGACAGGAUGAGGAGCACAAGAAGCUCAAGGAAGAGCUCGAAAUGGCCGUUACCAGGGAGAAGGAUAUGGCCAAUAAGGCACGCGAACAGCAACACAGAUACUCGGAUCUGGAAUCUCGCAUGAAGGAUGAGCUAAUGAAUGUGAAAAUUAAAUUCACCGAGCAAAGCCAAACGGUGGCCGAACUGAAACAGGAAAUUUCACGUCUGGAGACCAAGAACUCGGAAAUGCUCGCCGAGGGGGAACUGCGUGCCAAUCUUGAUGACUCGGAUAAGGUGCGCGACCUGCAGGACAGGCUGGCCGACAUGAAGGCGGAGCUGACGGCACUGAAGAGUCGUGGCAAAUUUCCCGGCACCAAAUUGCGCAGUUCGUCAUCGAUACAAUCGAUCGAGUCCACGGAGAUCGAUUUCAACGAUCUGAAUAUGGUGAGGCGUGGCAGCACGGAGCUGUCCACAUAACCUAACUCUAUCUAUAUAUACAUCGAGGGAUAUAUAUAUGUGAUUACGGAUCAGCGACAGCGACAUCGGAAACAGGAAGUAAAUGUUUAAGAUGGAAAUGGAGAGGAAGUAGUAGUUGCAAACCCAUUACAAUAUUAUUUAUGUCUUAUAAUCUGUUUAAUUCCCGUAUUUAAUUUUUAAUAUAUAUAAAUAUUUUUUUUGCAAUAA
Messenger RNA from Drosophila serrata, 3334 nucleotides. It is a transcript of the gene Evi5, whose product is annotated as ecotropic viral integration site 5. Lineage: Eukaryota; Metazoa; Arthropoda; Insecta; Diptera; Drosophilidae. The record is from RefSeq and is a predicted model, not a curated record. Gene Ontology annotation, molecular function: small GTPase binding; GTPase activator activity. Gene Ontology annotation, biological process: regulation of GTPase activity.